GGGUGGAAACCUUAGACUCCUCUCCUGUGUGUAGCUCACUCUGUGGUCAUUCUCCUUGCGUCCCCAUGUGAUUCGUCAGGCCCAGCCACCCCAGCUGUGAUGAAUCGGCAGAAUUCCCCGGCUCAGCGCAAGGGCAAAGGAUUAAUCAUGGGAGGCCUAAUGCUGGCUGACAGACACUCUUACCCAGACAAGCUAAAACACACACACACACACACACUAUAAUCUGGACAAGGGUGGCUAUAAGAAGUUAUUCACACAAUUUGAAGAACAGUAGUGUGAGAUUCAUUCGCCUGGUGGUGAAGCAUUGCUUUGCAUAGCUUUCUUUCCUAUUUGAAGUCACAUCCAUUUUGUAGCAUAGACCAUUUUCCAAACAAGGACAAAGGAGGAGUGUUGGUUGUGGUCAUUUCCUGUAGAUCAGCUGCUCCCGAGCCAGGUCUGUCUCCUGAUAAGCAAUAGACCAUUCCUUCUAUUCUUACAAAGAUGUGUGUGUGUGUGUGUGUGUUGGAUGGACUUGUUGGCUCAGCCAUCUGCAUCAUACAUCCACAAAUGAUCACUCCAUCCUAUCUCUGUUUUCCUGCUCGUCGGUCGGUCGGUCGGUCAGUCUCUUUCUUGCAAUCUUGUUCCCAUGUCAUCUCUCCAGGUCCUCACCAGGACAUUUUCCACACUCCUCCUACCUCUCCUGCUACUGCUGACCCGCCUACUGUCCCCAAACUAACCCUCCCUCAUCCAGACCAACCAAUGUCUUCAGCCCUCAGCACAGGUGGCAAGAAAUCACCUCCUUUUUCAGACUUCAUCCCCUCCACCCCCGCUUCUGAUUGGAAACCUCCCAUGCCUGUCACCCCAGACUGCUCCGUGAUUGGACCCACCUCCAGCACCCAACAGGACAAACUAGAAUGUACCGUGACACCUGAGGAUGUCACGGUGGCUGUGGGGUGUAACAAUGGUCUGUCCAGUUCGACCCCCAGUGCGCAUGCACAGCAGGGGAAGAGAAAGAUGACAAGCCCCAACCAGAGCCCCUCGUUUCUGGAUAGCUCAUCUUCCCUGGUCAGCCUCUCGGGCCAAAGCUGGAAAGAGAAGGACAGUGGACUGAGUCAGUCCCUGCUAAUGGGGCCUGUUUCUAGGGACAGCCAGGGGGAGAUGGAGAGGCUGGUGGAGGAGUGCAGGACAACACUGGGACUUUCUGACAGCAAGGACAAGACAGUGGCAGGUGUCUUGAAAAGUCUCCUCACUGAAAUCUGUCGUCUGAGAGAAACCAUACAGACAGAAAGAGUGGAACGCGGGGAGUGGCUGCAGUUCCAGUCUGACCUGCAGGUGGCAGUGACUGUGGCCGACAGGCUGCGUUCCGAAGCAGAAGAGGAACUGGGCGCGCUCAGAACGGCUCACCGGGACACUGAGAGAGAGCUGGCCGCUGCUCAACAGAGACAGAAAGAGACAGACAUUCAAAUGGUCACUCUGAGGGGAGAACUGAGAGAGAGCAGGCAGAGGAUAGCCAGCCUCGCCCAGGCCCAGGGAAGAAUUGAGGCCCAGGCUCCAAAUCUGUCCCACACACAUGCAAAGGCAAAUGUGGAAACAAACGCCCUUGAGUCUCAGUUUGGACGGGGAAGAGAAAGAGCGAUGUGCAAGAUUGGAAGAGGAGGAAAAGGGGAAGGGAUGGAAAAAGGAAGUCAGAAUGAAAAGAUGAAGAAUGUUGUUGAGGAGGAAACGCACAUUGACGUGAAGGGAGUGGUCAAGAGGUACCUGAGGAAUGUGACCAAUGAGGAAAGGAGUGGAGAGGAGGGGCGUGCCCCCAUUGAGACUCGGAGGAUAGGUACCACAGAGAGGUCAAGAAGCCUGUCCAGACUUCCCGUCUCCUUGGAUCCCCCUGCUGUUGAGAAUGGAACUUCCCACUUCACUACUGCCACAACAGCAGGUUCCACAAACAAGAAUCUUAAUCAACCAAGGGCAAGAAAAAACAUGGAACAUCAGGACAGUUGGUCCAGCACUCACACAGGGAAGCAGGAAGAGACUCUCAACAAGUACAAUUCUGCACUUUCAGAUAUGCCCCCAAGCAGCAGAUCCCAGGAUGGGUUCAACCUGUUGCUCCGGCGUCAUGGAGGCUCCAAGAGAAACUCUCUGCUGCGCUGGUGUCAGAGUCGCACGCAGGGCUACAAGAACAUUGACAUCACCAACUUCAGCAGUAGCUGGGCAGAUGGUCUGGCCUUCUGUGCUGUCUAUCAUACCUACCUCCCUUCACACAUCCCCUACUGCACCCUCAGCCCUGAGAGUAAGAAGGAGAACCUCAGCCUUGCUUUUACGACUGGAGAGAAUGUGGGAAUCACACAAUCACUGACUAUGGAGGAGAUGCUGAGACCUGGAGGCCCAGACUGGCAGAGGGUUCUGGUAUAUGUGGAGAGUAUUUACCGACACUUUGAGAUGUGACGCUCUGGAUCGGUCCUCACCCCAGAUCUGGCCACGGUCCUCAUAGGUGACUGAAGAGGUAGAACCCCCUCUUCCCCUUUCCUCAACACACUGCUAAUGGCUAACCAGCCCUUGACUUAGCCCUUGACUUGGACAGCAUGGAAAUCACUCAUGUGUUUGAAUUCUCUAGAAUGCCUCCUUUCUUUCUUCCUCUCUCUCCCUUAUCUUACUUAAAGCUAUCAUGAUUUGCUUGACUGUGAAAGUCUUACAAUUUAUUUUGCCAAGCUCAAGCAACAAAGAAAAUAUAUAUUUUCAGAGUACUCAAUGUUAAAUGUUCAGAGAUUUUCGUUUGAAUUCUUUGUGGGUACAACAGAGCCACCUUGUGGUCAUGGUGUGCAUGCACGUUUCUGCAUGCCCCACACUGCUUCCUUGACACAGUGAAACUACUGUAAUUAUAUCUUUUACCAAACAUAAGUGCCUUUGAUUUCAGAGUAUUUCAUGUGAAGCACUUUGUAAAUAAUGCACUUCUAUAUGCACUUUCUUGAUAUGAGGAUGGAUAUGUAGAUAGACACAUGAUAGCAGGGAUAUUUGUUUGGCAUGCUUGGCUCAUGCUCAGAAGCUCUUGCCCUGCAUUAAAAUGAACUCCUACAUAUAAGCAUAGCCAAUAGGAGUGAUGAAGAGAAACUGACUCGGGAUCAAUGCUUCGUAAAUCUCAUGUAGAAGUUGUGGAAAGCAAUUUUGCCCCUUUUCCCAGAACAUGAAUGCAUGAAUUGGUAUUGAGUGAUGAACUGUAACUAUGUGCCAAUGUGGACAAAGCAAAGUGCCAUGUAGUGGGAAAUACUUGUGUAAAAUAACCUGUAAGAGUGAAAUCAAUUAAUGUUUUUUCCAAAAUAAUAAAAUAAAUAUUUUUGGGAUUUAUAGAA
Molecule: messenger RNA, 3320 nt
Organism: Osmerus eperlanus (European smelt)
Lineage: Eukaryota; Metazoa; Chordata; Actinopteri; Osmeriformes; Osmeridae
Product: cytospin-A
Exons: 10
Coding region: 481-2418 (645 amino acids)
Biological process (GO): actin cytoskeleton organization
Cellular component (GO): filamentous actin; microtubule organizing center
Molecular function (GO): protein binding
Source: RefSeq, a predicted model, not a curated record